Messenger RNA from Trypanosoma grayi, 1227 nucleotides. RefSeq lists its product as hypothetical. The coding region runs from base 1 to 1227 and encodes 408 amino acids. The record is from RefSeq and is a predicted model, not a curated record. The transcript has a single exon. NCBI's taxonomy places the organism in Eukaryota, Euglenozoa, Kinetoplastea, Trypanosomatida, Trypanosomatidae.
AUGGCUGCUGCUGUUGCUGUAGAGCGUCCCAACACAGCCCAGGAGCGUGUUCUCGCGUCCAACAACCCGCCACCACCGCCACCGGUGCGCCCGGAUCCGACACACCGCCAGCGUGCGGCUGCCAACAACCGUGGUACGGGUGUUGCUGGCCUCUUCUGCGGUCAGCCAAAGCCAAAGGAGGAAGAGGAGGCACCACCCGCGCCGGUGCCAACGAAGGCGCCGCAGGCAAGCCCUUCGGAGUUCUUUUCUGGCCCAAAGGACCCUGGCCAUGUGAAGCACGGUGUGCGCAGGUUCGAGGAAGCUGGCACGACUGUUGGCCUGGCCCUUACGGAGGAAUGGAUCCGUGGCAGGAAGGAGGGUGAACCCAUAACUCUGCUGCCCUCAAAGCAGAGCGGCCCCAAGGGUAAUCUCGAGGGGCUCUGCUGCAGCGUCAAGACGGAGGAGGCAAAGCACCGGCCACUUCGUGCGCCGGGUCUACCGCCGGCGCAAAGCGCUGGAGCGCCGUUCAGCGAGCCGGAGCUCCCAUCCGCACCGCCUGCCGCCGACACGCACACCGGCAAGCGUCAAUUCAAAGCACGCACUACCGCUGCCUUGAGCCAUCAUUAUGAUGAGGCUGCUCCUGACGCGGCACCAGUGGACGACCGCCCGCGCGGUACCGUGCGCACGCGCCGCAACAGGGCAAACGAGUCGGUGGACGUUCUGAACCUCGGCCAGUACACCAGGGAAGACCUUCACGAGGUUGAGCGCAAGAUUGUCUCCGGUCCCCGCAAGUUCACCCCCGAGUCGCUGCCGCCCCGCCGACGCCCCAUCAUUGCACGCCGCAAAACGGCGGCGAACGAGACACACGACAUCUUCGGCACCGGUCAGGGCACCGACUCGGCGUGCCCCAUCCACCGCAAGAACCCCGGUACAAGUGCCCCGAGGCGCUGCGGUGCGGACCUCUUCAACCCGCAGCCGGAGGAGGUGAAGCCGAUGAAGCCGUACCACCCAAGCAUGCUGCUGUCGUACGACGUCUCGCGUCCCGCGACGGCAGAUGGUCCCCGCAAGGGCGGUGAGCGCGCAGCUGCUGCUGCUGCGGGAGCCGCACCAGAGUCGUGUGCCCCGCGCAAGGCUCCGCAAAAGGCAGAGCCAGGCACUCUGUUCGUCUCCAAGUCGGAGAGCUACGAGCCGCGCGGUGGUCGUGGCCGCGGUGUGUACGCUCCGAAGAGCAGCGGCAAAUUCUUCUAA